GCACAGGAUGGCGCAGCCGGUCGCGCUGUUACUGUUGACCCUAAGCGUCGCGAGCGCUGAAAUUCUCACGCCACCUUACUUCAACUUGGCGCAAGGCAAGAAAGUGACCGCGACCGCCACGUGCGGCGACGAAGGCCCCGAGCUCUAUUGCAAGCUGGUCGGCGCUAACGCCGAUCACGACGAACACGUUAUUCAAGGACAGGUAUGCGACUUUUGCGACGCGACGAACGAGGCGAAGAAACACCCACCCGAGUACGCCGUGGACGGCAUGGAGACCUGGUGGCAGAGCCCGCCUCUGUCCCGCGGCAUGAAGUACAACGAGGUCAACCUAACUAUAGACCUCGGACAGGAAUUCCACGUGGCGUACGUGUUUGUGAGGAUGGGCAACUCACCACGACCUGGACUCUGGGCACUGGAGAAGUCCUCGGAUUACGGGAAGACAUUCAAACCCUGGAUGUAUUUCUCAGAUUCUCCGCAGGACUGCGAACGAUAUUUUGGAAAAGAAAGUUUGCAGCCAAUCACCAGAGAUGAUUCGGUUAUAUGCAGUACCGAGUACUCGAAGAUUGUUCCUCUUGAGGGCGGAGAAAUCCCGAUUUCCCUGCUGACUUACCGGCCGUCGGCGAAUAUGUAUUUCAACUCAUCGGUGCUGCAAGAAUGGACUAGAGCCACCAAUGUAAGGUUGCGACUAUUGCGGACUAAAAACUUAUUGGGGCAUCUCAUGUCUGUCGCUAGACAAGAUCCCACGGUCACCAGACGGUAUUUCUACAGUAUUAAAGACAUCAGUAUCGGCGGGCGCUGCAUGUGCAACGGACACGCGGAUGUGUGCAUGCCGGCUUACCCGGAGAGCAACAGCAACAUCCUGGUUUGUCACUGUCAGCACAACACUCGUGGCCCCCAGUGCACCGAGUGCCGCACAGGCUUUGAGCAGAAGAAGUGGAGAAUAUCGCAGAAUUGGGACCGUUUUUCUUGUGAACCAUGCAAUUGUCACAACCACACGACCAAGUGCGUCUUCGACCCUGAGGUGGAUGCGAAGCGCUUGUCGUUGGACAUUCACGGGCGGUACGAGGGCGGCGGCGUCUGUCAGGAUUGUCAGCAUAACACUGAGGGAAUUAACUGCAAUAAAUGCAAGCCUAAAUACUACAGACCCUAUGAUAAGAGCUGGAACGAAAUAGAUGUUUGCCAACCUUGUAACUGUGAUCAGCACUACUCGACUGGCAAUUGUCAAGAGGGAACAGGUAGAUGUGAAUGCCGCAAAGAGUUUAAUCCACCAAACUGCGACUCUUGCGCAUACGGCUAUUUCGACUAUCCUAACUGCAAACCGUGUACCUGCAACCUUAAUGGCACCGAUGGUGAACAUUGCACUCCUAUUGGCGGCAUUUGCCCAUGCAAAUAUAAUUAUGCUGGUACGUCGUGCGAGAUAUGCGCAGAUGGUUUCUAUUCUCCGGAGUGUAAAAACUGCGAGUGCAACAGCAUCGGGUCGGUAUCGCAGGUGUGCGACAAGGAGAGCGGUAACUGCACCUGUAAGAGCAAGUACGCCGGUCGCACCUGCAACCAGUGCGAAGCUGGCUAUUAUAACUACCCUUCUUGCAAACAAUGCAAUUGUGACGUGAGUGGUACUGCGGCCAGCGUUUGCGACGACGUCACCGGCCAGUGCAUUUGCAAGACAGGCUUCGGCGGUGCACGCUGCGACCAAUGUCUGUCUGGAUACUACAUGGACGUGCGUGAUCGUGAGCGGCUUUGUGUGCCAUGCAACUGUUCAUCAACCGGAUCUCCGUCAACGAGCUGCUCAGCGGACGGCAAGUGCAACUGCUUGGUCAACUUCGGUGGGAAGCAGUGCGACCAGUGUUCGCCGGGAUACUACGAAUUCCCGGACUGUCUGCCUUGCAACUGCGAUACGUCCGGUUCGGUGGGUUAUACGUGUGACGACAACGGACGAUGCCAUUGCCGUCCAAACUUCGACGGCGACAAGUGUGAUCGUUGCAAGGAACAGUUUUACAACUACCCAGCCUGCGAAGAGUGCAACUGUGAUCCGAGAGGAGUCGUCGCUUCCUUCGCUGGUUGUGGCUCUGUACCAGCUGGACAGCUUUGUCAAUGUAAAGUCCGUGUGCAGGGGCGCAUUUGCAACGACUGUAAAUCUCUUUUCUGGAAUCUACAAGAAUAUAACCCGCUUGGAUGCGAAGAAUGUAACUGUAACUUAGCGGGUACUUUGGGAGGACUGGGCUCGUGUAACACUCGCAACGGUCAAUGCACGUGCAAGAUGCACGUCAGUGAGCGCCAGUGCGACGACUGCCAGGACGGCUUCUACAAACUUCAGAGUAGCAACGUGUUUGGAUGUACUGAAUGCGAUUGCGACAUCGGCGGUUCUAUUGAUAACAACUGCGAUAAAACCACCGGGCAGUGCCGGUGCCAUUCCCGCGUAGAAGGCCGCCGCUGCGACCGUCCCAUUCGGGCCCAUUAUUUCCCCACUCUUCACCAAUUCCGAUACGAAGUGGAAGAAGGUCUCACGCCAUCAGGUCCAGUGCGGUAUAAAAACUCGGAGGAUGCGUUCCCUGGCUUUUCGUGGAAAGGUUACGUCGUAUUCUCGAUCUUGCAGAAUGAGGUGAUCAACGUAGUGCAUAUCACCAAAUCGUCACUAUACCGUAUAGUUCUGAAGUAUGCCAGUAAAUUCUCGGACCCUGUGGUUGCUACCUUCACAAUCACACCUGAGAGUUUUGUCGACGAUCCACAGACAAUCAAGACAAGCCUGCGGAGGACCGUGUUACCACAGCUAGUCACAGUAACGGACGAAUCUGGUGUACCUGCGCCACUUGUCAUGAACCCUGGCAACUGGACUGUCACCAUCAAGACAGCUAAAGAAAUCAUGAUUGAUUACUUCGUCCUUGUCCCAGAAGCGUACUAUGAAGCAACAAUCCUUACAAAGCUAGUGGACAAGCCCUGUGUGAUAGGAGAAGAGACUCUUUGCAGGGAAUUCGCUUACCCCAGUGUGGAUCACUUUGCUAAGACCGACGUCACUGGGCUCACUACUCCUGUAACUAAAUACAUUGAUGAUCCACAGCAACUCAAAGAACUCAAAGUUGAAUCUACCCAAAUCCCAAUUCUGAGCGACGACCAAAGUGAAUUACAGUACAACAUAAAGAUUGAUCCAAGUGGUCCAUAUGUGCUCUUGGUGGAAUAUGUUAGUCCUGUCAACAGAACUGCACCUGAAGAAGACAUGGAAAGUUCCAACGUUACAUAUGCGUUCACACCAAAGGGCUCCGUAACUAUACAAUUCAAGUCCGGAGACAAUCCAUCACAAAUUGCUUUAGUUAAUUUAAAUGAUUGUCCUUAUCCCACGCCAUGCAGACAAGUUGCUGUAGACGACUUGUCCAAAGCAUUCGCCUUCGCAGCUCAAGAUCCAAACAACGUCAUCACUUUAGAGGGAGAACAUGACACCCUUGCUGGUAUAAAGCAGAUUAUAGCAAUUCCUGAAGCGGAUUGGCACUUGGAUUAUAUCACACCAAGGCCUUAUUGCUUGAGAAGAAAUGGAUAUUGUGACCCUGCUGUUUUCUCCGCGGCUGUUGACUCCAAAAAGGUAGAAAUUGAAUCAGGCACUGGUGGUGACAGAGAAACGAAACCGCCUCCAAUCUUGGACAAUUCGACCAUGGUAGUGUACUUGCCCCCGCAAUCUGAACCUAUCCAACUGGAGUCCAAAGUUCCUGUGCCCGGAGAGUAUAUGAUCAUCCUGCAUUACUACCAACCUGACAAUCCAGAAAGUACAAUCGACGCAAACUUAACUAUUGACGGUCAAAACUUCGAAUCAUCGGUAUCCGUAGAGCAUUGCCCUUCUAAUUCCGGCUGCCGAGCUCUUCUUAAGCUGAAGACGGAUGGAAAUCCACGCUUUAAUAUUAACGAGAAUUUCACAAUCACCUUUAAUGGUGAAACCAGUAAAGGCGUGUGGUUGGACUACGUAUUAGUAAUAGCAACAGGAGAUUACGUGGACACAGCUCUCAAGGAGGCCAACAUGCUCGACUACACCAGAGAAUUUAUUGAGAAAUGCUCUAUGAAUCAUUACUAUAUUGCUCCUAAUGCCACAGGUUUAUGUCGCGACGCAGUUUUUUCGAUAACGACGGAGUAUAAUAGCGGUACACUGCGUUGUUUCUGCGACGUGGAAGGUUCCACGGACCUGGAAUGCGAAACGUUUGGCGGACAGUGUCGGUGCCGGCCCAACGUCAUCGGGAGAACCUGCAGCGCCUGCCGCACUGGAUACUACGGUUUUCCCAAUUGUCAACCCUGCAAUUGUCCUUCUACUGCCAUUUGCAACGAUUAUGGCGAGUGUAUUUGUCCGAAAAAUGUGGAAGGCGACAAUUGCGACCGAUGUAAGCCCUACACGUUUAACUUCGACGAGCUGCGAGGUUGUGACGACUGCAAUUGCAACCCACUCGGAGUCGUCGAAAACCAACUGCAGUGUGACCUUGACAACGGCAAUUGCCAGUGUAAAAACAAUGUGAUAGGGCGCGUGUGUGACCACUGUGUGCCUGGACAUUACGCGUUCCCUGAUUGCGUUUCGUGCUCAUGCGAUCUCGACGGCACCACUGAAGAUGUCUGCGACCAAAACACCGCGCAAUGCUAUUGCAAGAAGAACGUUAGAGGGCUGGCCUGCGACCAAUGUUUGGAAGGAUAUUUCGACCUGCAAGCAGAGAAUCCCGAAGGCUGUACUAAAUGUUACUGCUUUGGAAAAACAACAAGAUGUUCAAGUUCGUACAAUUCCUGGGUUAUGAUCAAUGGCAUGACGGACUGGAAGCUGGUGAAUAUAGCGAAGAUCAAUCGUACUCUUACUACGUUCCUGCAUCCCUCCGCCCUGAGUAAGGUCAACGAAACCGUAAUCGGCGCGGACCUCGGCGACAGUCACAAUAGCGAAAACAUUUCCUACUUUGGUGCACCAGAUUACUAUUGCGGCAAACGCCUGAGUUCCUACGGUGGACACUUGACGUUCUCCAUCUUCUAUACAACACGAGACGUGAAGCCAAUCGACGCCCCUGAUGUCAUCAUCAGCACGUCCAAUGGGUACCUCGUACAUAGCAGUAUCGAGCAACCGCCUCCUGAGGAUAAUUGGACGUACAGCGUCAAAUUAUCGGAAGACCAAUUCAAGAAUCUUGACGGCUCGUCAAUAAGCAGAGAACAAUUCAUGAAUGGGUUACAGAAUGUCGUCGCCAUUUAUAUCAGAGCAGCUUAUGACAGCAAUGCAGUUACCACGAGAUUAGGGGGGGUGACAUUGGACAUAGCAAUGAACGACAAUAUAGAGGGAUCCAGACAGGCCACAUCAGUUGAACAAUGCUUGUGUCCCAGCGCGUACCGCGGCAUGUCGUGCGAGCAAUGUGCUGAGGGAUACUACAGGCUGAGUUCAGGACCGCAUGCCGGUUUCUGCGUGCCUUGCCAGUGUAAUGGACACUCGAGGACUUGUGACGUUAACACCGGCGUUUGUUUAGCAUGCACAGAUAACACAAUGGGAGACCACUGCGAACAGUGUAUUCCAGGCUACCACGGCGACGCGACUAUAGGCACACCGCGGGACUGCCUAAUCUGCGCUUGCCCCAUCCCCUCCGCAUCCAACAACUUCGCGACCAGCUGCGAGCUAAGCGGUAAUGGAACGCUCAUAUCAUGUGUCUGCAAGCCAGGGUACGGAGGCCAAAGGUGCGAGUAUUGUGCACCUGGCUUCUACGGCGAACCAGAAAACACAGGUGACUACUGCAAACCGUGCAAUUGCUCGGGCAACAUCAACGUGGACGACCCAAGCUCCUGCGACACCGUUACGGGCGACUGCCUUAAGUGUGUCAACAAUACUGCCGGUGAUGCUUGCAAUCUGUGCGCUCCAGGAUUCUUCGGAGAUGCAAUUCUCUCCAAAAACUGCACAGCGUGUGUCUGCGACGAAUUCGGCAUGGAUUGGUGCGACCCCACGACGGGAACAUGUGUGUGUCAAGAGGGCGUCAUUGGCGAGAAAUGCGACCGAUGCAAGCCAAACCACUGGGGCUUCUUCAGCGGACUAGGUUGCAAAGAGUGCAACUGCUCCAUUGCUGCCGUAUCGACGCAGUGCGACGAGGAGAACGGCCAAUGCAGAUGUCAACCGGGGGUGACUGGCACUCACUGCGAGAGAUGCGCGGCGGGUUACUACAACUACACAGAACAUGGAUGCAUCCAUUGCAACUGCAACACUGGUUAUUCACUCGGGUUCACGUGUAGCGAGUCGGGCCAGUGUGAAUGUCUACCUGACGUUAUUGGCGAGAAGUGCGACCGGUGUCCAGAGAGAUGGGUGUUAAUUCCAAACCAGGGUUGCGAACGUUGUGACUCGUGUACGGAUGCGCUGAUCUUCACAGUCGAGGAUUUGAGUAGACGAUUGGCUAACGAAACACAGGAUUUCAAGAACAAAGCGGACUCGUACUUCACGACACAACGGCUGAACUACAUCGCCAACCAGACUGAGCUACUGAGACCAAAGAUAAAAACCAUGAAAUACGUCGAUGUCGCGAAAGUCACUGAGGAAAUUACAAAGUUGGAAAAUAACGCACGAAACUUAUUACGAUCGGCGGAGUUCGCAGAAACACACAGCGAUAAGCAAAUCGGGCGAGCUGCCGACCUUGCCGCUGAAGCUGACAAGACCCUAGCCGCAGUGCGGGAGCGUAAUCAGAAGGCCCAUGAAGUCGUGAGACACGUUGUCGAUCUGGCCACGGGACUUGAGCUCAGUCAACAGCCUAAGGUUGACAGCGCUCUGGCUGAGGCUGAACAGAUUAAGGCAGAUAUUUCCGCCAAGAACCUGUCUGCAAGAGAAGAAGAAGCAUUUGAAGCAUUCGCGAAUGCGACUGCGCAAGUGGAGCGAAUGAACGUCUUCGUGCAGCCCAUUGACGAACAGGCUAUGAGAUUUGAACGACAGUUGAAUGCAACGCGCAAACUGAAAUCAAAAUUUGAUGACAUGGAGCAACACAUAAAAGGAGCACGUGAAAAAACCCUGAACGCCGAAAGAGUCAAUUUUAACAACAAGAAAUCUAAAUUCGAAGAGAAAGUGGCUUCCGUGGUGAAUCUCAAUGUUGCAGCGAUGAAUGACCUAAUAGAAACCGCCAACGACACAAAAAAAGCGGCUGAUCUCACCCAUGAGGCUGGAGACAUCUUGAACAAUUCCAGUAAAGCUCUUGAGGAGAACAAGAAAGGCACCACUGAGCUAGGCGAAAUUCUAGCCAAAUUUGGGAUGGAACUGCCUGAACUUCAGAACUUGACUGAUGUGGCUUUCGAUCACGCUAUAGAUUUGAGGAACAGAGCAGAGAGUCUGCGAGCGCUGGCGGAGCGUGAGAAUAAUAAUACGAACACGCAACUUGCCUACGCAGCGGCCUCUGCGUACUCUUCCAUCGUACAGGAGAUUGGUGACGCCAAACGCGCUGCCGACGAAGCAGAAGCUGCUAUCGGCAAGAUUGUACUGAAGAACGAUCAACUAAAGAUAAGAACAGAGCCGGCUUACACGAAGUCCAACGAGCUGUUGACACUUGCCUCGCAAGCUUUGGUAACUGCGGAAGAACAGCUGCAUCCCAAUCUGACUGCCGCUGAACUACAGCUUCAAAACGCCAUGAAAUUGCUAAACGCUGCUAAUGAUACUUAUAACGGGGCGAAAGUGAAUAUCACCAUACCCCAGAUCGAAGUGGAAACCUUUACAGACCAAGCGGAACGGACUCGAAACUCACUGCUGAACAUACUUGACAUCAUGAAACAACUGGGCACAGAAAUUGAAAACGGGAAGAAAACUUCAGUGGAAGGAUCCACUACAGCCGUCCAGACCAAUAAUACGAUUUCGAAUGUACAACGAUCAUUAAAAAUGGCAGAAGAUGGAAAACCGAAUAUCGAUUUGAAGUUUAGAGCAGUGGAGAUGCAUCAGGCCGAGCACGAGAGACGACGCAGAGACGCCGAUGAGAAGCUCAACAAGUUGAAGGAACUCAUUGAGCAGGCUCGAACUAUAGCCAACAGUAUACCAGUAGGCGGGAAGUUCGACAAGCGCUCUGUACUCCAACCACGUCUACCAGACUCCAUCGACGAAAUGUCCACUUCCACACAUGUUUCCGUCUACUUCCGUACUCCAAACGAAAAUGCAAUGAUCCUGUAUCUUGGCAAUCCGCCAGGUACCAAUCUCAGGAAAACAAAGACGGACGAUUUCAUGGUGAUAGGCAUAAAGAACGGCUACCCCUACCUGACGAUUGACACCGGGUACACCGCUGAUGACCACAUCCCCUUCCAGACGAUCACUAGCGAGACGUAUGUCUCGGACAACAAGACGUGGUAUCAGGCCAUCGUUGAUAGGGUUGGACGCAAUGUGAAAUUUUCCAUUCGAGGAACUCUCAUGAACAACACCGAACAUACGGAGACCAAGGAAGUCUUGUUACCGGGUCAAACCACUAUCUUCAAUCUAGACAAGAAAAAGUCUAAAUUGUAUGUGGGAGGUGCGCCAAGUGGCGCAAACCUACAGGGCGUCAACUUUCCGUAUUACGAAGGCGAAAUUGAGGAGCUUAUGAUCGGAGAAACACCGGUGGGCUUAUGGAACUUCGAGACCGCGGAGAACUUGAACGGAACUAGGCAGAGGAAUCAGCUUGUACCAGAGUCGACACUGGAAGAAUAUAGAUUCAAUGGAAGAGCACAUGUCAUAAUGCCGGCCAUGAACCUGGGCAGGUGGAACCUAGAGAACCCGCUGCGCCACAAAAUAUUACUGCACUUCAGGACCUACGCCCCGGAUGGUCUCAUUUACCUCGUCGGUCAAGACAAACAAUUCUUCUCGGUCCUCAUGCAGGGAGGACAAGUCUUUUUACAAGUAUCACUCGGUGAUGGAAGUGACCUGCUAAUCCUCGGCACAGAUAAAACAUACAACGAUGGCAAAUGGCAUAAAUUAGAUGCAGGUAGAUCCGAAAAUCAAUCUUAUCUGAUAAUAGAUAACAAUCGAUUUGAGGGCACGUCCACCUCCUCCUCAUACAAUAUACCUGUGCACACAAUGAACUUCGGCGGGAACAACAAGGGUAUCACGGCUGUAACAAGCAAAGGCUUUGAUGGGUGUUUAAGAGAAAUUAAUGUUGACACCAUACGAAUGGUUUUAGAUACCGAUUACAUAGAGUCCAUAGGAGUCUCCUACAGAUGUCAAUUUGCGUCUCUGGUGUCGCUGUCGGGGGUAGACACUUACCUUCGGUUCGUCAACAUCACAAGCACAGCAAGUCUUCAGUUCACUCUUAAAUUCAAGACUGCUGGUCGAGAUGGGCUCAUCUUUGUGUAUGAAGCUCGCAAACAGACUACAGCUACUCGAGACAGCAUUUCGCUAAAAUUAUCUUCAGGAAAACUAGUCCUGGCUAGUCAGGGUGAGAGGAUCGAUACAGGUCAGAAUACGUACGAUGACGAUCAGUGGCAUGUGGUUACAGUGACGCACAACAAGAAAAUGUUAAGGCUCGCAGUUGACGAUUUCGACUCCUUCAGUUCGGACAUUGCACCAAAGCCAUUGAAUAUAUUGGACGGAGUUCUAUUCAUCGGUGGUGUUGAGCCUGGAUGGAAGGUCACCAGCAGAGGUGUUCACCAAACCCCGGCUUUCCAAGGCUGCAUAGCUGAUGCCACAUUUAAUGGGCAGGUGCUCAAUCUCCUAGACCCCUACGGCAACCGAAGUGUUACUUUUGGUCGCUGCGGCACUACAACAUCUACAGGCGGCCGCUCUCCAGAUCUUGAAACGUCGUCAUGGACGCCGCCAUUAGUGACUGAUGUUAUACCUCUUCCGACGGUGACACAAAUUGAGCCCAGCAAUCCACUAGUGCCUCCGGUAGAAAGGCAGCCUGCCACAGUAGCGCCGAUAUCUACCAGCACGGCGCAGCUUGCCACUUCCGAAAAACUAGAAGAUACCACUACAAAACGAACACCUCCACAACCAGAACACGGCUGUGCUCUAUCCUAUGAUGAUUAUUACACCACCGGUCACCCUGACGAAGGGUACCGAUUUGGAACCCGAAACGACAGUCACAUUGCGUAUGCCAAACUACCCGGCCGGCAAAAGGACGGCUUCGACCUAUCAAUAUCUUUCCGCACAUUUGACGAACAUGGCGGUCUCAUUUUUUAUGCCGCUUCUAACGUGAAACCUAGUCAAUUCUUAGCUGUAUACAUGAAAGAUGGUUUGAUUCAUUUCGAGUUUAAUUGCGGUGGAGAAACAGGCGUAGUGACUUCCACGCAGAAGUACAAUACUGCCGAGUGGCACACCGUGACGGUGGUGCGGAACGCAGGCCACGGCAAGUUGAGCGUCGAUUCAGAUCGUAUCGGAGAGACCAGCGUCACUUGCAUUGACCCCGUUGUCCUGACGCCGCCCUAUUAUUACGGUGGUCUCAGGCAUUCGACUGACGCCAACAACCUACACGGUUUCUACCAGCCUUUCAUAGGCUGCCUGAAGGGACUAAUGAUGAACGGGCAACACGUCCCAGAGGUGGUGCAGAGUCGGGUCAACGCAUUACGUUGCAUCGACAAUAUUGAGGACGGUGUUUAUUUUGGGCCUUCGACCAUUUCACAUAGUAACUACUUGAAGCUCUUAGAGAAAAUAAAAAUUGGCAACGAGUUCUCGAUAGCCAUGGAAGUGAAGCCGCGCAACUCGACGGGUCUGUUGCUGAGCGCGCACGGUAAAAAAGAUUACAUGAUCCUCGAAUUAAUGGACAACCAGGUGGUCGCUCACGUCGAGAACGGCAAAGGACCCUUCCAUGCUGUUUUCAAGUUAGCCAACAAGUCUUCGCUUUGCGAUGGGAAAUGGCACAAGAUUCAAGCUAUUAAAUUGCGCCACGUAGUGUCAGUGGGCGUGGACGGCCAGUUCUCGGACCCAGGCAUCGGCAUGUCUAGCUCCACAGACACUGGUUCCGCUCUAUACAUAGGCGGGCACGAACGGGCCAUCGGCAAAGUUCGCGGUGUCACUUCAAAGCGCGGUUUCACCGGCUGUAUCAGGAAUAUCGUCAUCAAUACCACGCGCAUCAAGAUACCACUAAAUGCGGCCGGACGUAACACACAUGUUGGAGUCUGCCCUAAAGACUAGGCGAACCGCGACAAUGAAGAUACACAAUGACAUAGAUACUGGAAAGACACCUUCAAUAAAUUUAGAAAACAAUUUUAUCACAGAACGGGCAUGACCCUUUCUCGUACCUAUGCAUUGUUAUAGUCAGUAACACGAUGAAAUGUGUUAAAGAAAUGUGCCAUAAUAUGCCUAAACUUAAAACAAUAAGACUGAAACAUUUUAAGAAAAAUCUUAAAAGCAUUCAGUAUCACUAAGUUAGGACAACCAGAGCAACAGAACUUCAUAUUUAAUUAAUAAUAAAUAUAGUGCCUAAACCUCGUCAAUAAAUUAUUACAAAAUUAAGGAAUAUGUAUCUUCACUCGUUUGAAUAAAUCUUACAUUAAAUUUAAAAAGUGCCUAAUAUAGGCUAUCUUUAUGUGACUUACUGAGUGUACCUCCGCAGGUCGAAAUCGAGGACGCUAGAGGAAUAACAAUCAAUUUAAGAAAUCUUAAGCCAAGAAAUAAAAGAGUUAUGAAAUAUUGAACAAUGUAUUUUACAUUAUGCAUUUAAUAUAUUACACCA
Messenger RNA from Hyposmocoma kahamanoa, 11588 nucleotides. It is a transcript of the gene LanA, whose product is annotated as laminin subunit alpha. The transcript has 62 exons. Gene Ontology annotation, biological process: cell adhesion; axon guidance. Gene Ontology annotation, cellular component: basement membrane. NCBI's taxonomy places the organism in Eukaryota, Metazoa, Arthropoda, Insecta, Lepidoptera, Cosmopterigidae. The record is from RefSeq and is a predicted model, not a curated record. Bases 8 to 11047 code for a protein of 3679 amino acids.